Molecule: messenger RNA, 3326 nt
Organism: Stegodyphus dumicola
Lineage: Eukaryota; Metazoa; Arthropoda; Arachnida; Araneae; Eresidae
Product: cysteine sulfinic acid decarboxylase-like
Biological process (GO): carboxylic acid metabolic process
Cellular component (GO): cytoplasm
Molecular function (GO): pyridoxal phosphate binding; carbon-carbon lyase activity
Source: RefSeq, a predicted model, not a curated record
UUAUCCCUUCCUAAGCCGCUUUAUUUCACUUUGCCCUGAUUGCAAAGGCAUAUAAUUUGCCUCCCUGCGAACUUGCUUGAAUUUCGCUUCCAACAGAGCUGCGAAUAGAACUUUCCGAAAUCAUGGGCAAUUUCAGUGGCCACAUAGAAGAUCAGAACAUGGAGGGCUUACCUCUUCUUCGUGAGGUAACGAAGAUGAUCCUCGAAUCUGACAUCAUCGAGGAUCCCAAAAUUGUGAUGGCUAAGCAUAAAGUCGCGGAAUUUAAGCAUCCUAAGGAGCUAGAGGAAAUUUUUGAUUUACGAAUUGAAGAUGAACCAGCUAAGCAUGAAGAUAUGGUCAAACUGUGCCAGGAUGUUCUUAGAUAUAGUGUCAAAACAUGUCACCCGAUGUUUGUGAGCCGACUCUACCAAGGCGUCGAUGGUUACGGAUUGGCAGGGGCGUGGCUUACAGAAGCUUUGAAUACCAACCAGACAACUUACGAGGUGGCACCAGUUUUUGUGUUGUUGGAGAAAGCUCUGCUGGAAGGUAUGAUCAAACUUGUGGGAUGGAAGGAAGGAGAAGGUAUCUUCUGUCCAGGAGGAUCUAUGGCAAACAUGUACGGAAUGUCCUUGGGGCGUUUUCAUGUCAAUCCUUCUGUUAAAACCAAAGGAAUAAGAGAUUUGCCUCCUUUGGUUGGUUUCAUUUCAGAAGAAGCUCAUUACUCUUUGAAGAAGGGUGCUCUGUUUUUAGGCUUGGGUACUGACAGCAUCGUUGUUAUUCCUACUGAUUCUCAAGGACGUAUGCUCCCGGAUGAGUUGGAAAAAGCCGUAUUAAAAGCUAAAAGUGAGGGCAAAGUGCCGUUCUUCGUCUGUGCCACUUCUGGUACUACAGUACUAGGAGCUUACGAUCCACUAAAACCACUAACUGAAGUCUGCAGAAGACAUAACAUGUGGUUCCAUGUCGAUGGUGCUUGGGGUGGUGCUACUAUCUUUUCUCGGACCCAUAGACGCCUCAUGGAUGGAGUCGACAAAGUGGACUCAAUUACGAUUGAUCUACAUAAGAUGUCCGGGGUACCAUUUCAAUGCACAGUGUUCCUGACUCGACAUAAGGGUAUUUUAUACAAAUGUAAUGCACUGCAUGCUGAAUAUCUCUUCCAACCUGACACAUAUUAUGAUACCCACUAUGACUUGGGUGAUGAAAGCAUCCAGUGUAGCCGAAAGGUAGACUGCUUAAAAUUAUGGAUUGCUUGGAAAGCCAGAGGUAGCCUAGGUUUAGAGAAACAAGUGGAUACGGCAUUUGCAAUGGCCAAGUAUUUGGAGGAAAAAGUGAGAUCUACUGAAGGCUUCAUUCCCGUGCUGCCAGAGUUUGAAUGCACGAACAUCUGCUUUUGGUACGUUCCACCUAGUCUCCGUGGUAAAGAAAAGGAUCCAGAUUUCUGGGAGAAAAUCGCUAAGGUCGCACCUAUGAUCAAAGGUCGGGCUGUGAAGGAAGGAACGAUGAUGAUUAGUUACCAGCCCCUUAAAUCGAGAAAUUGGGUCAAUUUCUUCCGUGUGAUUGUUCACUGCAUUCCAACAUUAUCGGAGGAAUAUAUGGAUAACAUAAUUACUCAAGUCCAGAAGUAUGGGCAAGAUCUGUAAAAUAGAAUGCAACUUAUACUGGUUGCUUGUAUAAGUUUUGGAUCUAUUCCUCUAGAUCCAAUCCAUAAUUUAUGAAAAAAGUAUCAUGGUUUGCUUUACAUUGAUUUAUCUCUAGAGACUGAUAUAUGUGGUAUAUUAAUGCAUUGAUACUUUUAUGAUUCUCAGUGAUACUUUUGACUGCCGGAUUCAUUUUGUUUCCUAUUACAGUUUAUUACAAAAUUGAAAUGUUUGUUAUUUUACGUUAAAAUUGUUCUAGCACUUAAAUAUAGUACUUUGUUUUCUGUGAUAGAAGAAAAUAUUUUAUUUCCUCUAGAAUAACGUUAUCGUUUUGAUAUGUCUAAUUGUUACACUUUUGUCCAUUUAUUCUGAAAUGUUUAUCCCCUAAUUGUAACGUAUUAAAACGAGCUUUUAUAGUAAAUCUCAAUGAACAAAUAGAAUUUUAGUGCGCUUCCAAUUACUAUGUUUAGACGUUAUGGAACUUACUGUGGGAUGUUCUCUGUAGUCUAGGUAAUGUAGAAUGUGUGGUCAUUUUCAGGAUUGUUCAUAUGCUGAAAAGAAGUAAUUAAAUCAGUGCGCGAGUAUUUAUGUCUGUAUUUAUAUCGUAUAGAAUAGUGUUUUGUAAAUUCAGACUCGGAGAAACAUAAUCUAAUAAAUCCAGCUCUUCCAUUGUGAAUAUUUUGACCUCUCUGCUUUUGGUGUAAUUUGUGCGACUUUUAUUUUGGUUUUCCUGUAGAUAAGAGCAUGCCGUGCAUAUGUAUGUAUGUAUGCAUGCUUGUAAGUAUGUAUGCCCGCAUGUAUCAACAUAGGUUUUACAUACAUUGUACAUAUAUAUCGACAGAUACAUAGUAUGUAUAUAUGUAUGAUGUAUGUAGUUCUAUGUUUAUAUCUCUUAUGUGUGUGUGUGUGUGCCUGUCUGUCGCGUUAACCAAAUGUUAAAUUAAAUCAUUAUACACUCCGUUUUCAAAUAUGGAAAUAAAAUUAACACUAUUUACUAUUUUUAGGUGAUUUGAAAUUGUGUUCAUUUCCUUGAUUUUAUUGAGUAUGUUUAGCACUUGAAAAUAUAUAUGCAGAGAUUAUUUCUUUUGUACUUUAAUUAUAUUAAGAAAAUCAAGAGAGUUAGAAGCUUUCUUAUACUGAUGUUUUAGCAUGUAGAGUGUGUAGUUUCUGUGAGCUUUAAAAAUAAAUAACUGCAGUAUAAUAUUCUUUAUCGUACUGAAGAUCUUUGACGUUAUAGCUUCAGAAAAUAUCUGUUCUGAAUUCUGCUAUCUCUUGCUCUUUAUACGUUCUGAGUAUUUUAUGUCUUAUCUGUCAUACCUAGGCUUUUAUGUAUGAUUCAUACAGUUUUCAAACAUAUAUGCAUAAGCAGAGAGACAGAAAAGUAAAAUCGCCCCUCUCCUGUAAUAAAUUUUUCUCUAAUAAUUUCAUUAACAGUAUGCUUUAUAAAUUAGCACUUUUGAAGCUUUAAACUUAGGCUUCAUAGAAACGAGAAUCAGAGCUUCGUGGAAGUUUUAGCAUGUGCUCAUUGCAAAUAACCUCUCCCCUUUUUUAAUGGGCAUUCUUAUGUAUACUUUGUCUCUUAUAUUUAAGCGUAUUUUGUGUAGUAUAGAAUUGUGUGUAUUUCAACAACUAUCAUAUAACUGUUUAUAUAAACAUGUAACGAUGUAUCAUAUGUGUUCAUUUCAUUAAUAAAAGUAUUUGUUUCUGUCCAUA